Glossina fuscipes is the source of this 7448-nucleotide messenger RNA. RefSeq names its product fatty acid synthase (gene FASN3). Gene Ontology annotation, molecular function: oxidoreductase activity; phosphopantetheine binding; 3-oxoacyl-[acyl-carrier-protein] synthase activity. Gene Ontology annotation, biological process: fatty acid biosynthetic process. The coding region runs from base 67 to 7263 and encodes 2398 amino acids. The record is from RefSeq and is a predicted model, not a curated record. NCBI's taxonomy places the organism in Eukaryota, Metazoa, Arthropoda, Insecta, Diptera, Glossinidae. The transcript is spliced from 10 exons.
CUUUUCUAUUUUUUCGAAUAAUAUAUUUAACAUAUAAAAAAAAAAAGAAGAAAAAAAACUGCAAACAUGCCUGAGAUGAAAGGCAACGCGAAUUCUCUAAAUAAAAAUGGAAAACUUUUACGUAUAAAUCCAGAAACGGAUGGCGACGACAUUGUCAUUUCGGGAAUGUCUGGAAAAUUUCCCAACUGUCACAACAUUGCUGAAUUUGAAUACAAACUUUACAACAAGGUGGACAUGGUAGAUGAUGCAGAACGUCGCUGGCAUCAUUUUCAUCCUGAGAUCCCGAAACGAUGCGGAAAAAUUUAUGAUUUGGAAAAAUUCGAUGCGACUUUCUUUGGAGUACAUUUUAAGCAAAGUCAUACAAUGGAUCCUCAAGCACGAAUAUUAGUUGAGACUGCUUAUGAAGCAAUUAUGGACGCCGGCAUAAAUCCAAAGAGCUUACGUGGGACUAAAACGGGAGUUUAUGUAGGGUCUUCAAUCUCUGAAUCGGAGAAAACUUGGAUGUACGAUAAAGUCUCACCCGGCGGUUUGAGUAUGACUGGCUGUAGCCGUGCUCUGUUGGCAAACCGUAUUUCAUACAGUUUGGGUUUACAAGGGCCCUCAUAUUUAUUAGAUACAGCUUGCUCUAGUUCAAUGUACGCUUUAGACAAUGCUUUCACCGCGUUUCGUGUCGGUGAAAUAGACGCAGCGAUUAUUGCGGGCGCAAACUUAUGCUUACAUCCUAUUGUCACUUUGCAAUUUGUUCGACUUGGCGUACUGGCUAGUGAUGGUUAUGGAAAACCUUUUGAUAAGACUGCAUCAGGUUUUACUCGAUCUGAAGCUAUUAACUGCUUAUUCUUGCAACGAAAACGUGAUGCUAAACGCGUGUAUGCCAGUGUAGUUUACUCGAAAACCAAUUGUGAUGGCUACAAAUCCGAGGGAAUUACUUAUCCUUCCGGAGAAUUGCAGGAGAAAUUGCUGAGGGAAUUUUAUGAUGAAAUUGAUGUGCGUGCAGAUGAUUUAGGUUACUUGGAGGCUCACAGUACUGGCACGAUAGUCGGUGAUCCAGAAGAAUGCAAAGCCAUUGACAACGUCCUUUGUAGUCAACGCUCCACACCGUUGUUGGUAGGUUCUGUUAAGUCAAAUGCAGGCCAUGCUGAACCGGCUUCGGGUAUAUGUUCACUGGUUAAAGUUUGCUUUGCUUUUGAAACAGGAAAAAUUGCACCUAAUAUUAACUUGAAGGAGCUAAAAUCAGAAAUUUCUGCUUUAGACGAAGGACGCCUAAUAGUUGUCAAGGAUGUAAUGAAUUUAGAAAAACCGUAUAUUGGCGUCAGCUCAUUUGGCUUCGGAGGCGCCAAUGCUCAUGCGUUGUUAAAGGCUUUUGAUAAAACCAAAUUAAACCAUGGAGUGCCCGAUGACGACAUUCCCCGUUUAAUUACUUGGGCUGGACGGACUGAAGAAUCAGUUAAUGUAAUUUUAGAUUCAAUUGAAGACAAGCCUCUGGACGCGGAAUUUAUUGGUCUACUACACAACAUACAAGGCGAAGAUGUGACAGGAUUGGUGUUUCGAGGCUAUGGAGUUUUCGCUAAAAAUGGAAAUACAUCCGCCAAAUCCCUUGUUAGAGAUGUUCAUCAUUACUCUGGAAUUAAAAGACCAAUUGUAUGGGUAUUCAGUGGGAUGGGAUCUCAAUGGACAGAAAUGGGAUCAUCCUUAAUGGUUAUACCUCAGUUUCGAAAAUCUAUUGAACGCUGUCAUAAGGCAUUGGCAUCAAAAGGACUCAAUUUGAUAAAAAUUCUCACUUCAUCAGAAGCAACAAUUUUUGACAAUAUUUUGCAUUGUUUCGUGGGUAUUGCUGCCGUACAAAUUGCCCUUGUGGACGUUUUGCGAUCUUUGAAUAUGGAGCCUGACUAUAUCAUAGGUCAUUCAGCAGGCGAAAUGGCAUGCGGUUAUGCUGACGAUGGAUUUACAGCAGAACAAAUGAUUUUGGCCUCGUAUUAUCGCGGCAAAAUAAGUCUAGAAAUAGAAAAAAUUAAAGGUUCGAUGGCUGCUAUUGGUAUAGGUUAUAAGAAAAUUGUUAAUAUGUUACCUGAUAAAAUUGAGGUUGCAUGCCACAAUAGCGCCGAUUCAUGUACUAUAUCCGGGCCUAGUGAAGACGUCGAAAAGUUUGUAAAUGAACUUAAAUCCAGGGGUAUAUUCGCUAAAGAAGUCGCAUGUUCCAAUAUUGCCUACCAUUCACGUUAUAUCGCACACAUGAAGCCAUAUCUAUUGAAAUAUUUAAGAAAGAUUAUUCCUAAUCCGAAACCUCGAUCAUCCAAGUGGAUUAGCUCUAGCGUACCGGAAAGUGACUGGCACCAAGAUGGGCGUAAUUUGUGCUCAGCGGAAUAUCAUACCAAUAAUUUGCUGAACAGCGUACUCUUUGAGGAAUCGUUUGCGCUUCUUCCGAACAAUGCUCUGACUAUCGAAAUCGCUCCUCACGGUUUACUACAAGCUAUAUUGAAGCGAUCAAUGCCAAAUGGAGUUCAUAUUCCUUUAACGCAACGCGGAAAUAAUAACAACGACGUUUUUCUUCUUUCAGCGCUUGGAAAACUAUUUACGAACGGUUUGAACUUUCCUAUCGAGAAUCUAUAUCCCAAAAUCGAAUUUCCGGUUUCACGAGGCACUGCUGGCAUUAGUUCCUUAAUACGAUGGGACCAUAGCGAAGAUUGGUUCGUUAUGAAGUAUGAAAACACGAAAACCAAAUCCAAAGGUGAGCGUUCCUACACCGUGAGUUUGGAUGGUGAUGAUGGGGACUUUUUGGCCGGCCAUGUUAUUGAUGGUAAAGUUCUCAUACCGGCCAUAUGUUACCUACGCUACGUGUGGGAAACUUUCUCACUCAUGUAUCAUGGUCCAAGUUAUAUGGACGUGCCAGUUGAGUUCGAAGAAGUCAAAUUUUUAAGAGCUACUACCAUAACACCAAGCAAUAGUAUAGAGUUAAAUAUAAUGAUUCAAUAUGGCACGGGCUAUUUCGAGAUAACAGAAUCCGGGGCUUUGGUAGUUGCUGGAUGGAUAAAGGAAGUUGAACGGCCUUCUCCGCCGGAAGUGUACGAAUUCACCGAGGAAUCGAUUUUCUCUACCCUUUGCCAGAAAGACUUUUAUAAAGAGUUGAGAUUACGCGGUUAUCAUUACACCGGUAAUUUUAGGGCGGUAAGAGAAGCUCGGAGUGAUGGUCUUCAUGGCAAAGUAGAAUGGAAUUACAAUUGGGUCACCUUUAUCGAUGCAAUGCUGCAAAUUCAAAUCUUAGGUACGGAUUCGCGCACCUUGCUGCUGCCAACAAAAAUAAGAAAAUUAAGCAUUUAUGGUUUCCAUCAUAUGGAUUUGUUGACUACAAUGGAAUCGGGGAAUCACGUGUUUCCAGUGUAUAUGGAUCGUAAGUACAACAGAAUUGUCUCGGGAGGUGUUGAAAUAGUUGGUCUUCACACCAGUCCCGUUCAACGCCGCAAAUCGCCAGGAGUACCCGUUUUAGAAAGGUAUCAGUUUGUUUCACACCUCCCCACGCCUGCGUUCAACAUUCAGAAUGCAAUUCGGAUCUGCGUGCAAUUAGUUUUGGAAAACUGUACAAUUUCACAAAUAAAAAUAGUUGAAGUAGACACUGAUGGUCGCUUUCCAAUAAUUGAAAACUUCGUAGCGGCCAUCGAAGACCUGCCUGUCGUCACUGGUGAUUACAUAUUUCUAUCAAACCAAGUACUAGAAGAUAUCCCCAAACUCGUGAAUGUGGAAGAUGAAAAAUUAUUUACUCAAAAAAAUUGUCACAUCAUAAUAAUAGGGGGGCUAUGCGGUGAGUUGAAUGAGUUAUCACUUGCCCAAGUUCCUAAAUGUUUGGUGGAAAGAGGUUACUUGCUUGUGCGUAGUAAUAAUUCGCUCAGUAUUAGCGACUUGAAAAUCCUCAAUAAUUUUAAAAUGAUUGCCCAAUUGCCUGUUGACAAUACUAGCGAAGUUAUUCUGUUGCUACAAUAUAUGGGUACGAAGGCACCCUCACUGGAACCGAUUGCAGUUGAAGUUAGUGACUGUGAUAAGGAAUUCAUGUGGAUUACUCAAGUCCAACAAUCUAUAAAUAAUAAGACUCCAACAAUUGUCUACGCACACAAUGAAAAACUAAACGGUUUAAUUGGUUUAGUAAAUUGUCUACGUAAGGAGGCAGAUGGUCACUUGAUUACUUGUUUUUUUAUAAAUGAUAAAAGUGCGCCAGCAUUCAACAUUAAUGAACCCUUCUAUGCCAAGCAAUAUGCCCUCGGACUAGCCGUCAAUGUUUAUCAAAACGGCAAAUGGGGUUCCUAUCGACACCUUCUGCUCAGGUUAGAGGACAAAAUUGCGCCAAGAAAGGAUCACGUUUAUGGUAAUGUUUUGCAAAGAGGAGAUCUUUCAUCAUUGCGUUGGAUCGAGGGUCCAUUUAACCCUAAGACUUGCGAUAUAAAAAUUGCUUAUUCAUCUUUAAAUUUUCGUGACAUAAUGCUUGCUACUGGGCGCCUAGCCGUAGAACUGUUUGGCGACAGUCGUUUAGAUCAAAAUUGCGUCUUGGGCUUGGAGUAUUCCGGUAUACAUACCAAGACCGGUCGUCGAGUAAUGAGUAUGGUGGCAAAGGGAGGAGUGGGAUCGUAUGUCGAAAACGCAUCCGGACUUAUUUGGGACGUACCAAACAAUUGGUCUUUGAAAGAUGCUGCCACUGUUCCCGUAGUUUAUAUAACCGUAUACUAUGCGUUUUUCAUAGUUUCUGAUAUACGUAAGGGAAAAAGUAUUUUAAUCCACGCUGGCACAGGGGGUAUAGGUCUUGCAGCCAUACGAGUUGCGUUAGCUUAUAAUCUGGAGGUUUUUACUACCUGCAGCACUUCUCAAAAGAAGCAGUUUCUGCUGGACACUUUUCCGCAACUUAAAGAGAGUCACAUUGGGAAUUCCCGAGAUACUUCAUUUGAACGUAUGAUUAUACGAGAAACUGAAGGCAAAGGCGUCGAUUUUGUUUUGAAUUCGCUCUCAGAAGAUAAAUUGUUGGCUUCCGUACGCUGCUUGGGAUUCAGAGGAAAUUUCCUUGAGAUUGGAAAAUUUGACAUGGCAAACGACACCAAACUUGGGAUGAGUUGUUUCCUUAAAGAAAUCAAGUUUAAUGCAGUUUUAGCCGAUAGAUUGUUAACCGCUCCUGAGGAAGAAAUUGCGCACCUAAAAGCACUCAUUGAUAAUGAUAUUGCCAAUGGGAUUAUACAACCCUUACCUGCGACGGUUUUCCAAGCUCACGAAAUUGAGCAGGCGUUUCGACAUAUGGUAGGAGGAAAACAUAUGGGCAAGGUAGUUAUUCAAGUGCGGGAGGAUCCAGAAGCUGAGUUCACCAUGCCAGUAAAAGUGGUGAAGCAAGUGUACUUCGAUCCAAAUUUGAGUUUUGUUAUUCCUGGCGGCUUAGGCGGUUUCGGAUUGGAGUUAGCUGACUGGAUGGCUUUAAGAGGCGCAAGAAAACUUAUUCUUAGCUCCAGUAGAGGGCUUAUGAAUGAUUAUCAGCGCUACAGAAUAGCGUUAUGGAAGACAUACGGUUGCGAAGUCUUCAUAAGCACAAGUAACAUUUGUACCUAUGAAGGAUGUCGCAACCUGCUUAAGGAAGCAAAUAAUAUAGCUCCAAUCGGUGGAAUUUUCAACUUGGCCGUUACAUUGCAAGAUGCCAUAUUCCUUAACCAGACGAAAGAAAAGUUUGUGAAAAGUUUUGAACCGAAAGCGAUAGCAACAAAAUACUUAGACGAAUUAUCCCGUGUUAUGUGUCCCAGAUUGGAGCAUUUUGUAGUCUUCUCAAGUUUUUCGUGUGGUAGGGGCAACGCAGGACAGACCAAUUAUGGAAUGGCAAACUCAGUAAUGGAAAGGAUCAUUGAAGAUCGGGUUCAGAGCGGCUUUCCUGCUAAAGCUAUACAGUGGGGAGCAGUAGGUGAAGUGGGUUUGAUAGCUAAUAUGGUCGAAGAUAAAAUAGAUUUAGAUAUCGGCGGCACCUUACAACAGCGUAUUUCGUCCUGUCUUCAAGAAUUGGAUACGUUGCUUAGUGCCCCAGACGCCAUUGUGGCAAGCAUGGUGGUCGCAGAGAAGCAAUUGGGUACUUCUGGAAGUGAAAAUAUUAUCGAAACCAUUAUGAACAUUUUAGGAGCACGAGACCUUAAAUCUCUUUCCUUAGGCACGACACUCUCAGAAAUGGGCAUGGAUUCAUUGAUGGCUGUAGAAAUACAGCAAACUUUGGAACGCAAUUUUGAGUUGUCUUUGACACCACACGAGUUGCGUGAACUGACAUUCCAGAAAUUGCUAGAGUAUGAUGAAGCAAGGGAAUUUAGGAGAAAUGGAACCGACAAGGUUAUAUUCGACUCAGAGGGCCCUGUACAAGGUAUCGAAUUAUUAUUGCGCAACUUGGGUGAUGAAAGUCGGUGCAAUGAGGUGAUAAUUGAAUUGCAUUCUGCUCGAGACGCGUUACAACAUGUGACGUCACCAACUAUUAUUAUACCCGGAAUAGAAGGAACCGCAGGUCAAGUGUGGUAUAAAAUAGCCAAGAAUAUCAAUAGCAACGUGAACAUGUUGCAGUUUCAUCGUUUUGCUGAAUUGACUUCAGUAAAAGAAAUAGCUAAGGCAUGCCUCGAAGAUGUAAAAGCAGUUUUAAAAGGCAAUCGCCAGUUUUAUAUCGUUGCGUAUUCUUAUGGUAGCUUCAUUGCCCUGGAAUUGGUUUCGAUGUUAGAGAAGGCUGGCUUUCACGGUCAAUUAUUAUUAAUUGAUGGAGCCCCUCACUUCUUGGUCAAGCACAUCCGGUUGCUUCUCGGUGAGCAUUCCACCGAUAACGAUAUUUACAACUUGUUGCUGUGCGCUUUCGUGCAGAUGAUAUUCCCUGAAGACGUAAAAGAAGUGAUCGGUCAAAAAUUCAAUCUCCUUCCAACUAUUGAGCAGAAAAUGGAAAAAUUCGGUGAACAUAUAGAAAAACAAAGUCUAUAUAGCUGCGAUUAUUUGAUAGGCAUGAUACAUGCUAUGUUUAGACGCAUAUGCUCAGUUAUCAGUUAUAAUCUCAAAAACUUUAAGUCACUAAACACACCGAUUACUCUCGUUCGACCCACCGAAAUUGCGCUUCAAGAUAUUGAUGAGGAUUAUAAUCUACAUGAAAUCACUAAAGGCGCUGUAAUAGUUGAAAAGAUUGAAGGCAACCAUACCACUAUGUUGGAUAAUCCUCACCUAUACAAUUUAAUUAAUAAUUGCAAUCCUUCCUUAAAGGAGUCUAAGGAUUUUGAAAAAACUCCAAAACAAUAAUAAUAAAAAAUAUAUUAUAAUGUUAUAAAAUAUGAGCAUGUAGAUGUGAAAUUAAUUUUUAGUUCAGCCCAGUCAAGGUUCGCAAACGAUGACACCGCCUACGUGAAUUACUAGCCUUUCUAAAUUAAUUUCAAUUGACGACAGAAUAGAACAAAAUAAGAAUUAAUCAUUGUUUAAAUAAUAUU